GUAUGAGGAGCCCACUGGAAACAGUAACUCCAUAGGCAAAAGCCGAAAGAAAGAGAGAGAAAGAGGGUACCCAAUUUAUUCCAAGUCUUCACCUCCACACAAUCGCCCCCAUUUCCUCUCGCUCUCUCUCUCUUCAAUCGUAACAAUAAAAUCCCCUCCAACCAACCACCGGUCUGAUCGAGGAUCUACUUCUUCUCUGAUUUUUGAAACUCAGGUCUCGCGAUGGCUUCAAAGCGGAUCUUGAAAGAACUCAAGGAUCUCCAGAAGGAUCCUCCUACAUCUUGCAGCGCUGGCCCUGUUGCUGAAGACAUGUUUCACUGGCAAGCAACAAUUAUGGGUCCUCCGGACAGUCCUUAUGCUGGUGGGGUUUUUCUUGUUACCAUCCAUUUUCCUCCUGAUUAUCCAUUCAAGCCACCUAAGGUGGCAUUUAGGACAAAGGUUUUCCACCCAAAUAUAAACAGCAAUGGGAGCAUAUGCCUUGACAUCUUGAAGGAGCAGUGGAGCCCUGCCCUAACCAUUUCCAAGGUGUUGCUUUCAAUCUGUUCUUUGUUGACGGACCCAAACCCCGAUGAUCCGCUGGUGCCAGAGAUUGCUCACAUGUACAAGACAGACAAGAACAAGUAUGAGACAACUGCAAGAAGCUGGACUCAGAAGUAUGCCAUGGGCUGAGCAUGCUAUGGUAUGGUAUGUCUGAGGGGGGAGGCGCUUUUUCUUGCUAAUACUUUUAGUUCUAUAUGUAUGAAUGAAGUCUGAACUUCCUCUUGAAUCCUGAAAUGGACAGAGAGGUGUUGAAAACAUGCCCUUGAAAGGAGGAAAACAAAGAUAUUGCUUUUAAUUGUUUGUACUACUAGUUUUUAAUCUUCGUAACCAAGUAUGUUUGCCAAAUCUAGAGGUUUACGACUCCCCCAGUCAUUAACAGAGAUGGUACCUCACCACUUCUUGUUACUGACAUAUUUUUAUGCAAAUGGUUUCUCUUCUGCCGGUUAGAUUAAAGAAAAUAAAUAAAUAAGGACAGAGUGAAGGA
Molecule: messenger RNA, 1024 nt
Organism: Camellia sinensis
Lineage: Eukaryota; Viridiplantae; Streptophyta; Magnoliopsida; Ericales; Theaceae
Gene: UBC10
Product: ubiquitin-conjugating enzyme 10
Source: RefSeq, a predicted model, not a curated record